AUGGAGGAACUUGAGGAACGGUUUGGGGCUAACUUGCGUUUGUUAGACAGAGAACAACAUGGGGGUUUGUUGGGGUUUGUUGGGGUUUUCUCCCGCUUGUGGAAGGGGUCAUCUGAAGUGUCUAUCAAGGAGGUUGCUGAGAAGCGAUUCCUGGUAUGCUUUGCAAAUCAACUUGGUAUGGCUCGGGUCUUGGACAUGGAACCUUUGACCUUUUGCGAUGCCCUAGUCUUACUCAUCGAGAUACACGAUAUGAUGUGCGGUCGGUUAAACUCACUACAGGAGUCUUUUGGGUACAACUGCACGGGAUCUCUCCUUUGA
Molecule: messenger RNA, 318 nt
Organism: Prunus armeniaca (apricot)
Lineage: Eukaryota; Viridiplantae; Streptophyta; Magnoliopsida; Rosales; Rosaceae
Source: the annotation of a GenBank genome assembly